AUGUCGGGAUGUGAUCCUUUCGCCCAGACUCAGCGCAGCAAACUGCAGCACCGGCGAGCUCGCAUCAACCAGCAGAUCAACAAGGAGAUGCGCAUGAGAGCCGGAGCAGAGAACCUGUUCAGGGCAACGACCAACAACAAGGUGAAGGAGACGGUGGCUCUGGAGCUCAGCUUCGUCAACUCCAACCUGCAGCUGCUCAAAGAGGAGCUGGAGGAGCUCAACAGCAACAUGGAGGUCUACCAGACAGACAGUGAGGCUGUCAACGUUCCCAUGAUCCCACUCGGAUUGAAAGAAACCAAAGAAGUGGACUUCACAGUUAGUAUCCAGGACUUCAUCUGUGAGCACUACGGAGAGGACAGCUCUCUCUACGACAAGGAAAUCAAAGAGCUUAUGGAGCUCAGACAGGCAAUGCGGACACCCAGUCGCAACCAGUCCGGCCUGGAGCUACUCAUGGAGUACUACAACCAGCUGUACUACCUGGACCAGCGCUUCUUCCCUCUACACAGGAACCUGGGCGUGCACUUCCACUGGUACGAUUCUCUGACAGGCGUCCCGUCGUGUCAGCGAACGUUGGCCUUUGAGAAAGGAAGUGUGUUGUUCAACAUCGGUGCUCUGUACACACAGAUUGGAGCACGGCAGGACCGCUCUGCAACAGCUGGCAUAGACAAAGCUAUAGAUGCCUUUCAGAGAGCUGCAGGUGCAUUUAAUUACCUUAAGGAGAAUUUCUCCAAUGCUCCUAGUCUGGACAUGAGUAGUCCAUCGCUCUGCAUGCUGGUACGGCUGAUGGUUGCCCAGGUGCAGGAGUGUGUGUUUGAGCGGGUCACGCUCACCACACAGGACACACACUUCACUUCCCAACUCCGCCUGGCACAAGAGGCCGCACGGGUGUCAGACGUCUACUUGUUAGUGCAGCAGACCAUGACGCAGCCUCUGAUGAAGGACUACGUGCCGUUUUCUUGGGCGUCCAUGGUUCAGGUUAAAUCUGAACACUUCCGUGCCCUCUCGCACUACUACGCUGCUGUUGCACUCUGUGACCAUACGUUGUCUGCUGAGGAGGAGGAGGAGGAAGAAGGUGACGAGGAAGCAGAGAAGGCUUUCCUCCAGUUCUACAUCAACGUUCCUGCAGGGCCACCACUCAGCCAGGUGUUAAGAGACCCUGAAAAAAGAAGAAAGCUCGGUAAAGCUCACUUGCGGCGUGCAGUGAUCAGACAUGAGGAGGCCAUGCGUGUCCACAGUCUGUGUAAGAUCCUGAGGAAGAUGGACAUCCUGCAGGACGUGCUGUCUCUCACACACAAACGCUCUUUGGACAAGUACUCCGAGCUGGACAGAGAGGACGACUUUGAUGAAACCGCAGAGGCUCCGGAGAUACAGUCUCAAACCCAUCAGAAACCAGACAUCACUCCACCCAACUUCUCUACAGUCCAAGUUACUGAUAUCUUCCAACAACUGGGGCCUCUGUCAGUUUUUUGUGCUCGGGCUCGGUGGGGUCCGGUACGUGUGAUCUGCCUGCAGAGGAGAGAGGGUGGACUAGGUCUCACUCUCAGAGGAGACUCCCCCGUCCUGGUGGCCGGAGUGGUGCCUGGAGGCUGUGCAGCGGAGGCAGGACUAAGGGAAGGAGACUACAUAGUAGCUGUGGAUGGACAGGACUGUAAAUGGGCCAAACAUGGCGAGGUGGUCCACAUGCUGAAGAGCUGUAGCGACAGAGGAGUGGAGCUCAGUGUGGUCACGUUACACUCACAUGAUACGCAGGCGGACAGGAGGGCCGUCAUGCUGUCCCACAGCAGCGAUAAAGAAAACAGUCGGCAGCGUCUGCUGGGAGGAGCUAAGGGCCAGAGCUCCGCCUCUUUGUUGAACUGGAACAGGAAGAAGAAGAGGGAAGGCAGCGGGGUCACUAAGAGACUAGGAAGCACUUUCAGUUUGUCGUUUGGAAGCAUCCGAGACACUGAAGCCAUGUACUGAGACAGGAGGGCGGAGCAACCACUCAGGGAGUCGCAGAAGUGGAGCACAUGGUACGAUUAGGACUGCGUACAGAGUGACAGGAGCGCUGCACCAAGAAACCUCAGCAGGGGCACAGAGCGCUGACAAAAAAGCAAUAGUUUAGUCCAGGAAAAUGUUCUUCCUGGCUUCUUUUUGUGCUGCAGCACAGUCCAAUGUAUAUGGAAACUUUGUUGGCCAAUCAAAUAUGUGGAAGCAUACAUACCAGGUAGAACACCAUGUAGCUUUUUGCAAAUGUUUUACUUUGCCAGAGUAAUAGGGAGGAGCUUACUGUUGCUGCCAUGAUACUUCGAGAGCAUAGAGCAUAGACAGAACGACAUAGAGAAUAGGGUCAAUUUUCAAAAUAAAACACCCUGUGCAAAGUCCCGAUCGUAAAACAAUAAACAACUGGAAAAAAUAUAUAGAAGCACAAAAUAAGCGCCGAUUACCAAAUCAACAAAAUCUAAUACAUCAUAAAUCAGACAAAAUGCUCCCUGUGGGAUAUGCAUUUUAAAAACGAGAAAAGAUGCGUGUGGCUGUGAAUAGAAGCCCAUUUGCCCGGCCAGGUGCAAAUUGAGGCCAAUAAAUGUUUGAACUUGUCGUGUGUGGUAAAUUAUUGUACCAGCGUCUAGUUCAAAAGUAGUUAAGGCGACUUCAUUGACAGUCAGCACUAGAGACGAGAGACACGAGUUGCUAUGCUCUGCCGUUUCCUUCAGUUAGUUUUGUGGUUAGGUUAAGACUGGGGUAGUAAAGUUUACAGCCUGUCAUUCUGAUGCUCCUGCUUUUCUUUGUACAAUGAUGCAGCAACAAAACAAAAAACCCUGCUCCAGUAGCUGUCUUUCCAUAAAAGUUUUUAAUGCGCAUUUUGAAGUAUCUCAUCAGAAAAGGUUGAUGGAAAAGGCAAAUCGGGGGGGGGGGGAUCCUUAAUUUUGCUAAAAAGCGCUUAUGCUUGCUUAAAGUGUUAAGUUAGUACAUAAAUGGGAGAUGGAAACACUUUUGCCGAAUAAGUUCUGACGUAGCGAACUUGUAUCUCACGUCCGAUCAGCUGUCAGCGUCUUGCCGGAUAUUCCCAUAACGUGCGAAUACAUGGCUGGUUGCAACUUACCCGCUUGAAACACAUUCCUGAGGACCUCGCGCCAUUUUUUAAGAUUAAUGGCCGCGACUGGUUUUGUUUCUGCUUUGGAACCCAUAAGUCUUGUUUAUUGUUACAGCCAUGAGCAACGUCAACUACUGACGUAACUACGCAAGUACGACUUUAUUUGCGCCAAACCAGUAGAUGGAAAUGUACCUUUUUGUUCAUUUCAAAAGUUUGCUUAAAAUUUGCAUGACAAUUAGAUGGAAACAUGGCUAUUGAUUACUUGAAUUAUCAGCUUUUAGGGGACAAUCUUUAAAAUUGACAGGAAGAACCAGUUUCUGGUGAGUUCUGAGUUUAGUCUGAGCUGCCAUACAAACACGUCCGUUUCGAGUUAGCGAACAGCUAAAGUCUGUACACUGAAGAAACAGUCCAGCGGUCGAAUUUGUGUGAAUGACGCAUGGUGAAGAUUUGCUUCGCUUUAAUAAGUCUUAAAACCGGACUCUGGUUCUUCUUACUGAUAAUGUGUAGCAACAUACCCACACCAGAACAGCCCUAGUGCUGUUGAUGCAAACCUAUCAUUGGCUGGACUUCUGUGAGACACGGAGUCUUGGACAGUCAAAGAAUUUUUAAUAUUACCACAUUUUUAAAGCAAAUUGUCUGUGAAGGUUCUCAGUCAUCCAGGUCAUAGUUAUCCAAGGAAGGUUAAAAUUCAAGGUGCUUGAAGAUACUCAAAAGACAUUUCGUCCCCCAUCCAAGAGACUUGGAUCCAAGUACUAGUCCAGUUGCCCUCAAUUUGAACCUUUCUUGGAUUUUAUCAGCAAACAACUGAGACCAACAUUUAAAAAAAAAUAAAAACAAUAUUCCAAUUAACUAGUAAAUUAGUUAAUAAACCCAGGAUUAACAGUAAGUCCAGAAUCAAUGAUUCAGCCUCUGCCAUCAGUGUAUGAAUGGGGUGAAUGUGACUUGUAUUGUAAAGCGCUUUGAGUGGUCAGAAGACUACAAAAGGCAUUACACAUAAGUACAGUCCAUUUACCAUAUUUCUUGUCUUAAAUUAUCCUUAUGAGGUUACAGGAUACUAUUUAACCACUGAAGUACUCUACAAACCAUCUGAAGCUUUCUGACGGGUUUGGAUCAGCUCAUCCACUGAUACUUUACUAAUAAAUAUGAUGUUGGAUUCAGUGUUCUUGGAGAAAUGUGUUUGUGGGUUAGAUGAUUAAAAGCACUUCAGGAGGUUUAGAUCCAAUAGUUUGUAGUUUUGGUACUUUUGAUGCACUGUGAAUGUUGAAAAGGUCAAAUCUCUUGUUAAUAAUGUAGUUUGAUGUUUCAAUAAUGAACGUUGAGAGAUUUUGUGUUUUGUUUGAAAUGAAAUGUGACAGUGUUUUGUAUUUUGUGUUCUUAAUGGUUGACAAUGCGAACAGUUGUUAAAGUCCAGCCACUGUUCUGUGUUACAGUCCACCAACUUUAGGAGCAUUAGAUGAGGAUGUUAGUGGAGAAAUUGUUUCCUUUAACAUUGUUGGAGCCUUUUGUAAGAUUUUGAUACAACUAGAAUUGUAGCAUAUUAUUGCUGGUCCAGCUAAAAUUGAAUGCUGUAAGUUUUGCCAUGGUGUGUGUACGGAAAGCCAGAGGGGACAAAAUUCACACGUUUCGCUUUACAUGAUUGCAAUAUAAUCAUCCUGUAAUGCGUUUUUCCUUUCCUAUAUUCAUUAAAAACAUUCAGUGUUUCAAAAAAAGGGUGCCACAUUUUUAUUCUAGUAAUCAUGAAAUUAAUUUCUGAUGUCAAGGAAACAACCUGUAACAUCUUUUCAGCUCUCUGUGCUCGGAUGUGUGUGAGUUAAUGUUUGUCAGGAGGAUUAUUGUGAGGAAUCCCCCCCCACCCCCCUUUGUUUUUGACUGAAUAUCUGACCAUCCCUUAAUGACUGCGUUUGGGGAUUUGCACAGUAUUUUUUUCAUGUAUAAAUACAAUAAAAGUGAGUGAACUAC
Messenger RNA from Micropterus dolomieu (smallmouth bass), 5029 nucleotides. RefSeq names its product rhophilin, Rho GTPase binding protein 1 (gene rhpn1). Gene Ontology annotation, biological process: signal transduction; negative regulation of stress fiber assembly. The transcript is spliced from 15 exons. The record is from RefSeq and is a predicted model, not a curated record. Gene Ontology annotation, molecular function: protein binding. NCBI's taxonomy places the organism in Eukaryota, Metazoa, Chordata, Actinopteri, Centrarchiformes, Centrarchidae. The coding region runs from base 1 to 1959 and encodes 652 amino acids.